This is a messenger RNA of Fomitopsis serialis, 1042 nucleotides long. RefSeq lists its product as uncharacterized. The record is from RefSeq and is a predicted model, not a curated record. The coding region runs from base 1 to 951 and encodes 316 amino acids. NCBI's taxonomy places the organism in Eukaryota, Fungi, Basidiomycota, Agaricomycetes, Polyporales, Fomitopsidaceae. The transcript is spliced from 2 exons.
AUGCGUACCUCAACCGUCCUCUCCGCCGCGCUCAUUGCCACUUCUGCGCUUCCGUCUCUUGCAGUACCCGUCCUUCGAUCUGGCGAUUCCGCAAGUCAUGUCGACGGUGGGAAACACUUCGCUCAUGCUGCACCCGAGGAUUACCGCAUAGGAAUAGUCAACCGACUUCCAGUCUUUUCAAACCCGAAACCUCUCCGUCAGCGCCCGAUCGCCGAGCAUCCGCUCGAAGGAGUCCGCGUUCAUGUACCUGGCCACGUACUGACUGAGGGCGGACUACGGGCCCACAACUCCAGCGCGUCGUCUCAUCCUUAUGCUCACCGUGUCCGCGCAUAUGAUCACGAAGAGCUGCCCGUUCGUCGCCCGCACACUGGGGGAGCUGUUCACAUCGCCCACCUUCCAAGGCCUCAGGCUCAUGUUCCCAACUAUGCCGCAGAGCACGAGCACGAGACGCCCUACCGUGCUGUACCUGGCCACCCCGAAGAAGAACACUUCGCUCGUGCCGCUAUCGAGGAUGCACCCGAGGAUCACCGCAUCGGGAUUAUUCACAGGAUCCCAGUCGGCACUCCCGCGAAUCGUCUCCGUCAGCACCCAAUCGAGCGUCCGAUUGAAGGAGUCCGAUUUCACGCACCCAGCCACUCAGCGUCCGAGGGCGGGCUCCACGCUCGCGCGUACGGCUCUCUUGUUGCACGAAAAGACAAGAAGGGAAGGGGCAAGGCUGAGCCCGCACCCGCACCCGCUCCUGCGAGCAAUACCCAGACGAAUUGGAACGAGGCGAACACUGACAUACAGAAUGCCGGCACCGCUGCGAAGGAUGUCGGAGGCACUGUCAAAACGGUCGUCUCGGUUGGAAGGGACGUCGCGUCCGUGCUGGGUGACUUUUCUAGGCGGGAGGAGGCAGCGAGAGAGCUGGAAGAUUGGAUCGUCGCGCGCACGUACAACGAGCUGGACUAAAGGUCAAAUUGGGUGGAUAGUAGUCGAUACAACCGGUCGCCAGAGCAUAGGAUGUGUUUUGCGAGAUGUCUAAGCACUCCUAUCCGAGCAG